Molecule: messenger RNA, 1179 nt
Organism: Diabrotica virgifera virgifera (western corn rootworm)
Lineage: Eukaryota; Metazoa; Arthropoda; Insecta; Coleoptera; Chrysomelidae
Product: glutamate receptor-like
Exons: 5
Coding region: 1-1083 (360 amino acids)
Cellular component (GO): membrane
Molecular function (GO): ligand-gated monoatomic ion channel activity
Source: RefSeq, a predicted model, not a curated record
AUGAUAUCGCGAUUUAACUCUCUUUUUAUCUCGCUAGACAAGAUAGAAACCAUCGACUUUCUUGUGCCUUGUUGUCCAUUUUCUCUUAAGUUUAUCUUAAGAGCACCACCACUGACCUACGUCUCCAAUUUAUUCAUUCUACCGUUUGACCAGUACGUAUGGCUUAGUUGUGUUAUCCUAUUGAUAAUAAUGUGUAAUAUGGCGUAUCUGAUAGCACUUUGGGAAGUACAUGAUCCAGUGUUUAAAGAAAUGGAUCACAAAAACCAAGUUGAGCAACUUCAACCAAGAAUUCUCGACAAUUUAAUCAUGCAAAUAGGAAUUCUGACGGAGCAAGGAGCUGAAGCCGAACCGAAAAGUUUUUCUGGGCGGAUAACAUUUGUCUUUUCUGUCAUAGCUGUUAUGUUCUUAUUUACUGCGUACUCAGCCAAUAUCGUAGCUCUCUUGCAAAGCACUACGGAAAGUACAAAUACCAUAGAAGGUUUAUUUAAUUCCAAUAUGGAUUUAGGUGUCCAAAAUAAUAGUUUAAUUGAGGAUAUGUUCAAGUUAUCUACGGAUCCUCUGGCAAAAGUUGCAUAUGACAAAAUAUUUACAAAAGACAAGCAGUCGAAAUCCAUGUCUUUGGAAGAAGGAAUAGCAAAAAUGAGAAACGGAUUUUUCGCUUUUCAAACGAAUCCUUCCUCUGCUUAUAAAGAAAUAGCUAAAACAUUUGAGGAAAGCGAAAAAUGUUCUUUGACGGAAGUAUCGCUUUUUAAACGAAGAGAUCCAUAUACCGCAAUUAGAAAAGGAUCGCCUUACAGGGAUAUCAUUAAAAUUGCACUUUUAAAACUAGCCGAGAUCGGAGUCCGAAAUCGCUUCAUAGAACGCAUUUAUACCAGAAAACCAGAAUGUCUGGGACAAGGAGCAAAUUUUGCAAGUGCAGCUAUUCUGGAUUGCUACGCAGCUUAUAUUAUUUACGGUAUAGGCGUGGCUCUUAGUUUCAAUUUUUUUCUUCUGGAACUUCUGAUCCAUAAGAAAUUUGGGAAUACCCGGAUAAGAAGCCUGGUUGUGAAACAAAUAAAGAUAACGGCAGUAGCACACCAAUAGGUCAUACACUAUUUCAAAUACACCUUCACGUCAGAUUUACUAAAAAAUAAAUGUAUUUGUUGGCUUAAAUUUUUUAAUUACAUGAAUAUCACUAAA